Molecule: messenger RNA, 7810 nt
Organism: Xyrichtys novacula (pearly razorfish)
Lineage: Eukaryota; Metazoa; Chordata; Actinopteri; Labriformes; Labridae
Source: the annotation of a GenBank genome assembly
AUGAUUAAAGGACUAUUUGCUUACAUUUUAGCAGCUGGUAUUGUGUCUUCAUUUUUCACAGGAGGGAUUUGGUGGCUCAUAUAUAUGGCGGCCAUGAGGGUCAAAUGCACAAACCGUACGUGAGUAUGGAACACUUUUCGUACAUUUCAUACAAAAGUGAAGUGAGAACCAGUUUCACAAUAUGCAAAAACAGCCAAAUACAAAAGUACUGAUCUAGAUUUUUUUUUCUGAAAUGUUAUUUAUUAUAUAAAACAUUAAAAAAUAUCCUGAACAAAUUACUUCAAAAAAUGUUAAGACUGAAGCAAACAAAAAAUGAAGAAAAUGCAGAUAAAUACCAUGACAUGCAACACCAUUUCAAGAAACUUGACAAAAUAAUGACAGUCAAAACCAAAAUAUCCAAACAUUUACAAAAUCUCACAAAAUAAGGUAAUACUUGAUAAGAUUCAGAAAAAUGAAAUCCUUUAUAUAUCAGAUAAAAUGCACAAAUAUUUGAUGUACCAAAAAUUUCUCAAAAUGUUGAAAUGGAAAAUACAAACAUGAAAAUGUUUAAAUAACAAAUAAAAAUAAAUGUUCACAUAAUGCCAAAAAGUUUUCUUAAAAGCAGAAAAUUGCUGCAAAUAUUCCAUAAAUCAAAGAAAAAUAUAACAAACUUUAAAUGAAAUACAAAAUUGCUUUUAAAAACCCAGGAGUGAAACCCUGUUUUUUCAUCUCAUGUUGUUAAUAAUUGAUCUCAUUUAUAAACUCCUGAAUCUGCUGAUCAUCACACUGACCAAAGUUCCUCAAACCUGCUGCUGGACUCUGACAGAGGGUCUUUUCCUUCAGCUCCUUGGUCAGAGGGGAUGUUUGGCUGAUUUGAUCUCAGCUUUAUUAGAGGCAUAGCUGCAGAAUAUUCACAGACUUCUUCAAAGAAGCUCAUUGAAGUGUUUUUAUUAAUAAGUGGCGAGAUGGAGGACUCCUCAUCAAACAAAGUGACCAUCAACAACCCGGCAGACAUCUGUGUCAUAGUUGGGUACUUCAUCGUGGUGAUUGGUGUUGGUGUUUGGGUGAGUGAGUCCAUGUUAAUCUAAAUCCAAACAGACGAUUGUGAUUUCAUUUAUAAUCUACAUAAAUCCAGUGCAGGCUGUAAGAGUUAUAGAAAUGCUCUCUGUUUCAGUCCAUGUUUCGCUCCAAUCGUGGGACAGUUGGAGGAUAUUUUCUGGCAGGACGUACCAUGACUUGGGGGCCGGUGAGCUCAGCAGAACGCUUUGAUGGUUUAAUAUUUGAAUUUAAAAGCAGCAGAAAUUUUCUGUUUACUAAUGAUAUUUAAGCCUAAAAUACAAAGUGGUAUAGGUAGGACAAAAAAAAAAAAAAAACCUGCUGCACUUCAUACUUGGUCCACUAGGGUGCACUCACAUGCCCUUCUAAUGUACUGCUAAAUGAGCAUGUAAUUGUCUGAGAUACUAAGUUAUUGUAAAAAAAAUACAAAGUAUGGGAAAAUUAUGACUUAAAAAGUCAAGAAAUGUAAUUGAUAUAAUAAAAACACAUAUAAGAAAAUGAAUAAGAAAUUAAGGAUUUAUUUUAAGUAUUGAUAAGAAACUAAAUAACAAAAUAAUGACUUGAGAAUUUCAAACAACUUAACAUGAAAAUUUUUGAUAUUUGCAAUAUCAAAAAAUGACUGUGUUUCAAUAUAAGGGGGAGGUUUCUUGUACACAGUGGUUGAAAUUUUAAAAUAACAAUCUUAAGUCAAAUCAUUUUAAAUUAAUAUCCAACCAUUUUAAAUUGAUAUCCAAUGAUGAUAAAAAAAGAGCUGUUAAACUCAAAUAAUGAGUAAGUGUCCCUGGUAAAGUACUGUCAAUACAAUACAAGAAACCAAGACUAUGUGCAUUAAAAACAGACAUGACUCUGUAGUGGAAAUCCCUGCAUGGACUACAAAAACCAUUGUCUGAGAAUACAGUUCAUCACUGCAUCCACAAAUGUGGUUCAAACUGAACCAUGCAAAGAGGAAACUAGAUAAAGACAGGAUCCAGAGACUUCUCUCUCAGUCCAAAUCCAGAAUCCCUGAUGGUAUGAGGAUCAUCUGAGUCCAUGUUCCACAUCUGUGAAGGCUCCAUUUAUGCUAAACAAUAUCUACAGGUUUAGGAGCAACAUCUGCUGACAUCCAGACAAUGCGUGACAAUGAGUGUUUCUUUGGUUUUGAUGUUUUUUCUGAGUUAUUUUCUGCUUUUUUUCUUCUCAGGUUGGUGCGUCUUUGUUUGCCAGUAAUAUCGGCAGUGGACACUUUGUGGGCUUAGCUGGAACUGCAGCAGCCAGUGGUAUUGCUGUGGGCGGGUUUGAGUGGAUUGUAAGCAUCGGAUUGAGCGUGACUUUCAUGAAAUUUAAAGGCGUGUGUGAACGUACAUUCACCUUUUAGGAUCACCUGCACAUACUGUAGUUUGUUGUUCUCUGCAGGCCCUGUUCAUCGUGCUUCUACUCGGCUGGUUGUUUGUUCCAGUUUAUCUUACAGCUGGAGUGAGAAGUUCAAUUUUCUUUUCAUCAUCAAUUAUUAAAAAGCCUCUGAACCACCCAUGCAGUGGGUAAAAAGGCUUUAAUUUGCAUUGUAUGAAAUGUGUCAGGUGAUCACGAUGCCUCAGUACCUGAAGAAGAGAUUUGGAGGGACCCGGAUCAGCCUCUACCUCUCUGUUAUCUCUCUGUUUCUGUACAUCUUCACCAAGAUAUCGGUGAGUCCUUCCUCCUGAAAACACACACAUGUACAGUUUUAUAUUCACCCUUCAUUUCACCCUCUCUCCUCCUCUCUGCAGGUGGACAUGUUUGCAGGAGCCGUGUUCAUCCAGCAGGCGUUGGGCUGGAACAUCUAUGUCGCUGUCAUCAGCCUCUUGUGUAUAACAGCUGUGUACACUGUCACAGGUGUGUUUUAGGGCUGAACUUUGUCCAAAAAGGUUUUCCUGUUUGAGUUUCGUUUGUCCAGCAGUUUUUCAUAAUUUCACCAAAUCAAUGUAAGAUAAAAAUGUAUAAAACAGGAUACCGACUGAAGUUUUAUUUCUUAUUUGGAUGAGCCGAUACUCUCCUUUAAAAGCCGUAAUUUCUGAUGGUUGUUGUAUCUAGCAUGUUCCUCUGUGUGUGUGUCACCAGGUGGUCUGGCUGCUCUAAUGUACACAGACACAGUCCAGACUUUUGUCAUCAUAGCAGGAGCCUUGGUCCUCUCCGGCUUUGGUGCGUAAAACCUGCACGAUCAUUGUUACUCUCCCCUCUAUCAGUCCCUCCAUCCCCGUGACUGUCUCCCUCCCAGCAACUCUACAACAAACAGGCUAAAGGUUAACUAAGGUCAGCCAUCAUUCAUGCCACUGCUGAGGUUUACAGGCUGCUGACACUGCAGAGCAACAAACUCUCCACCUCCAGCUGACAUUAAACACCCCACCUCAGUUAUUAUUUUAUAACACAUCAACAUGCAGUAUAUCAGUCUGAAGUAGAUCAGAGAUAAAGUCAGAGGAGGAGGCAGUCCAGAUAAAAGUGUCAGAGGAAACAGUGGAGGAUGAAAACAACAAACUCCUCUGUGUGAGUCAGUGAUGCGUUGACAGGAUGGUGCUGUCUCAGCAGCUGACUCAUGUCUUCAGAUUGGACAGUAUCUGCUCUGGACUACCAAACUGAGUUUACAAUAAGAAGAGCACAGAGGGCCAUACAGUCUUAGUUUUGGUCCUUAUCCCUUUUGUAGAUCUCCUGUGUCCAGAAAACUUAUCUUUUGUGAAACAUGUCCCCCUCUCUCUCUUCCUCUCUUUCUUACCUCCAGCUUUCACUGAAAUAGGGGGCUACAGUGCUCUGCUGGACAAAUACAGAACUGCAUCGCCCAGUAAUGUCUCCUCCCUGGAUCCGGCGAGCUACAACAUCACAGCUCACUGCUACACCCCCAGAGAGGAUGCCUUCAGCCUGCUGAGAGACCCAGUCACAGGGGACCUGCCCUGGCCUGGAGUCCUAUUCGGGACUUUGAUAGUGGGGAGCUGGUACUGGUGCACAGACCAGGUUAAAAAAAUCUCACCUAAGUAACCUUGUCUGUAUAACUCGACCAGCUGAACAAACUACAACAGUUUUUUUUUUAGAUAUAUACAAUUUUUACAUCAUCUAAUUAUCAAUAAUCUCUUUUUUUUUCUCCAUUAUUUUUAGGUAAUUGUCCAGCGGUGUCUUGCAGCUCGUAGUCUGACUCACGUUAAAGCUGGCUGCAUCAUGUGUGGCUACCUCAAACUGCUGCCCAUGUUCCUCAUGGUGUUCCCGGGCAUGAUUAGCAGAGUCCUCUACCCAGGUGAGCUACAGACACAUUUCAGAUAAUACCAACCUAUAUACAAAUAAGAGAAUAAUACAUGUCAUUCUAUGGUGACGAUACCAUAUCUGUCUGCACCCUUAUAGUAAAUGCUUUUUCACUUCAAUUUCAUUUUGACACCUGAAGCCUCAAAUUGGUUUCCUUUACUGGAAUAAGUCCUGAUGGUGCAGACUACAGUGCUGCCAGAUUUGGACGUUGUAGACAUGCAUGCAGCUGCCUCCAUAUAAAAACCAUUGGAAUAUUAGUGUCAGUAUCACAGCGCUCUUUGCUCUUCUGUGUGUUUUUCCACCUGCAGAUGAGGUGGGCUGUGUUGUACCUGAGCUGUGUAAGCAGGUGUGUGGCACUGCAGUGGGCUGCUCCAACAUCGCUUACCCCAAACUAGUGGUGUCAAUCAUGCCAAACGGUGAGGAUGAGUGAAACGACCACAGAAAGAAAAAAUCAGAGGAGAUGAAAAAUAAUGAGGGCAAAGAGCAGAGGUUACAGCUUUGUAUUUUUACAAUUUGCUAUUAAAUUGUGUUUUUAAUUCUCUGUGUAUCUCGCUGCACAAGAAAAGAUGUAAUCCUCUUCUCUGUAAAUGCAGACCAACAUUUUCUUUUGCCUCGCUCUCAGUUUGGGUCAGUGUUUUCCAGAAAAUCCCCUUAAUACUUUCCUAUGACAUCCCUGUCAGGCAAUAUAUUGUAAAUUUAUUUUUCAACAUGAACUUCAUCCUCUCAAAUCCCUCCCUUUGUAACAGAUGAUGUUAGCAGGUCUCUACAUAGUCUCCUUUCAGCCUUUUGUUUGACAACACCCCGGAUAAAAACUUGGUUUCACUCACACUCUGAGCACAAAAAUUCACAGAUUUGUGUCUGACACUGUGUAGUGAGUAGAUCUCAUGUUUAUUCUGUCCUCUUAUGCCCCCUCUUCUUUCCUCCUGCUGUUUCUCUGUGCAGGUUUGAGAGGUCUGAUGCUUGCGGUGAUGUUGGCCGCUCUAAUGUCGUCUCUGGCUUCAAUCUUCAACAGCAGCAGCACUCUGUUCACCAUCGACAUCUGGACUCGCAUUAGACCACAAGCCACAGAGCGUGAGCUCAUCAUUGUGGGCAGGUAAAGAGCAGGGGUUUGGUAAAUUUAUUGAAGCAUUAUUUUACCAGGAAUAUUUCCACUGAGAUUAUAUUAAUUCUCUUCCUCAUUUUUUGGUUCUGAUUCGGUGCUUUUGGAGAAUAAAGAUAAACCAGAAGUAAUCCAAAUACCUCAAACAUGCAAAGACAGCGGCAUACUCUGGCUGUUUGCGGGGCAGGGGCAUCAAAAGUAGAAAAGGCACCUGUAAUAUGCCAUGGGGCUCCAGGGCUCAGAAAGUUGAGACUGAUGAUCUGUUUCCAGCAGCAUUUUGAAGACAAUUUUGAAGGCUCCUCACUGACUCUCUCCCCUUUGCACUCUGUGAUUACAAAGACUUUACACAACAGGCUUCAUUCUAGCCUUCAUAAAUAAUUGUGAGGCCAGUAAAAGUUUGAUUUGAGCAGCACUGGAUAGUAAGUGGCCUGGAGGUUGCAGAGCUGGAGUAGUUUGCAAACCCCCAAUACCUACAGUGUGAGUAAGUAGUUAUUUAAACCUGUAAGAGGAGGAUCAGAGGAGCAUCUUGCUUGUUAAUCCCUUCAUUGUAACGGAUAUUUAUGCAACAUCAAGGACAUUAUAAAGAAUAAUACAAAAUUAUAUCCUGCCUGUCUGUGCAGAGAGGGUUGUCAUUAUGACUGUCAUUGUGAUUUAAAUUCCUGUCCUCUUCAGAGUCUGGGUUCUCUGCAUCGUGGCCGUCAGCAUCUGUUGGAUCCCGGUUGUCCAGGCGGCUCAGAGCGGUCAGCUGUUUGAUUACAUCCAGUCCAUCUCCAGCUAUCUGGCCCCGCCCAUCGCCUCAGUCUUUGUCCUGGCUGUAUUCAUCAAGAGGAUCAAUGAGACAGUGAGAGGAUAUAAACACACAUGUGUGAUCAGUAACAAGACACUCGGUGACAUUUUUUGAAGAGAAACUCGGGUCUCUCCUUCACUUCCAGGGUGCGUUCUGGGGUCUGAUGGGCGGUCUGCUGAUGGGUUUGUGUCGGAUGCUGCCUGAGUUCUGGUUUGGGACUGGCAGCUGUAUUUUUCCCUCUGACUGCCCUUUCUUAAUUUGUGGGAUCCAUUACCUUCACUUUGCCAUCAUACUCUUCUUCUGUACGUCGGUGCUGGUCUUGGUAGUCAGUUACUGCACUGAGCCCAUAGAGGAUCAACACGUGAGUGCACCUAACAGCAUCAUAAAUACUAUAAUCUGUAAACAUUAGUCAACCUAAGAGACCAGUUUUUGGAGUUUGGAGAGUGAAAUGUUGUCCCAUUCUUGCCUGAUGGAGGAUUUCAGCUGCUCAACAGUUCAGGAUCCACUUUUUUUGUCAUGAUGCUUUUCAAUGAGUGACAAGUCAGGACUUCAAGAUAUUUUGUCACAUCUGUCACAUAUUUGUCACAUAUCUGCUAUAUGUUCUGUAGAUGAUGAAAUCCACUAUUUCUUGCAGCUUCACCGCCUAGUGUUCAGCCUCCGGCACUCUAAAGAGAAGAGGAAGGAUUUGGACUGGGAAUGUGAGAAAAAAGUGAGAAGAUCCCAGAUAGCGUCUGAGGACAGGAUAAGAGAGAGUAAUUAUAGUGAAGGUAAGAAAAAAAUAAGACCACAGACACACCUCUACUCACUGAACACUCUCAUCCCUCACUCUUCCUCUCUGCGACCGAAGAGAAGGGGAAGUCUGGGAUCUGUGGUCUGCUGGGUCGGCUCUGUGGUGGGAGCGACAGCAGCUCCCAGAUCCAAGAGCAGGACACGCCUGAGGUCCUCAGGUGUAGCAAAACCAUGUUUUAAAAUCAUCAUUAUUAUAGGAAAACCCUGCAACCAGAAGGUUUAAUGGUUUCAGGCAUGGCGAAAAACAUCUAUUUAAACCCAUACACAAUAAAUAUAAACCCUGCCAGCGUUUUCCUCAGCUUACUUUCAUCCUCACGCAGACGGGCCGUGGCAGCUCCACACCACAGGAUCCGGGAGAGGCAGCAGCAGCAUCUUGCUGAUGUGCUGCGCUGUUCUUCUGGCCAGAUUGGCUUCACAACUAAAACGCUUCAUGGUCUCAGGCAGGGUCAUAGCCAUUUUGCCGAGUGGGUUAGCGUGCUCCAUGUAUGGGGACCAUGGUCCCUGCAGCGCUCGUGGGUUCGAGUCCUUCCCCCUCUCUCUCUAUCUCCCCAUAUUUCAACACUGUCCUAUCCUCUUUUCAUUAAAAGCUGGGAACAGAGUACGCCGUCCAAAACACGUGCAACACUUAUGGGCACCAAAGUGAUUGAUGGGCACCUGAUUUAUUUAUUUAUUUUUAACCAGGGAGGUGCCCCCCAGCAGAUGGUGCCCUUGGCAACCGCCCAUGCCUAGAAACGGCCCUGCCUGAGGAACCAGAGAAGCUGCCGGACAUCAGCGAGGAACCAGUGUGGGAACACACAGUGUACGCUAACGCUCUGGUUAUGAUGGCUGUAGCUUGUUUCAUGUGGGGUUACUUCGCUUAG